Messenger RNA from Solanum lycopersicum (tomato), 896 nucleotides. RefSeq lists its product as uncharacterized. The record is from RefSeq and is a predicted model, not a curated record. Lineage: Eukaryota; Viridiplantae; Streptophyta; Magnoliopsida; Solanales; Solanaceae.
ACUCCCACGUUACUCCUAAAAUCCCCAGAAUUUCAAAAACAAAAUCAUUUCCUUAAUAAAACUCAUUUGUAUAAACAUGGAAUCUUUAAAUUUCCCCAACAUCAAAUCAGAGAAAGCAAAUGCGAUGAUAAGGUACAAAAAACGUCAAAGAGUGACCAUGUUUUUUCGAUUCAUCGAAUUCUGCAUUUUUUUCCUAGUAAUCUCGAGAUUUUCCACUCAAUUACCACUCAAUUAUUUCAAGACCCUCAUUACUCCUCGAUUCGUCUUUGUCCUUGUAAACGCCAUUGUUAUCAUCCUCUUCUUCAAAUCAGGAAAUUCAUCCGCUAAAAAUAGUUCCACGGACAGCGUUAAAUUCGAUUUAUAUGAUGAGUACACACAAAAAUAUUCGAUUUAUUAUGAACAGAGUAUUGCCGUAAAAGAGGCUAAUUGUGAUCAACAGAGCAUUGUAGCAGAAAGGCGAUUAGAGAAGAGAAUUCAUCGUAGUCAUUCGGAAAACACUUUAUGUUUGGCUCACGAUGAGAAAAAAACUAGAAAAAGAAUGAACAGGUCAGCUACAAUUGGAUGCUUGAAAAAUAUAGAUACUGAGAGUGUAAAACCAGCGAUGACGACAAAAUCAUAUUCAUAUCCAGAGGAUGGGAUGAGCAAUGGCGAAUUUAGGAAAACAAUUGAGGCCUUUAUUGCAAGACAACAAAGAUUAUUGAAGGAAGAAGAGUUAAUAUCUUGAAAAAAUUAACUAUAGUGAUCGGAAAAAAAAAUUAGUUAAGAAAAUUUAUAGCUAUUUCAAUUUAACUAUUUAAAAAAAGUGACAAAAAUAAGUUUGUGCAUAGUGAAAAGUUAACUUGCAUAAAAUCAGGACCUAAUUGCUUAUAUAUAUUUAAAUUUGGUACAUUAUCAAA